Rhipicephalus microplus (southern cattle tick) is the source of this 687-nucleotide messenger RNA. RefSeq names its product tetraspanin-33. Gene Ontology annotation, cellular component: plasma membrane. The record is from RefSeq and is a predicted model, not a curated record. Lineage: Eukaryota; Metazoa; Arthropoda; Arachnida; Ixodida; Ixodidae.
AUGUUGGCCGGGGCACUUUUUCUGGUUGAAUCGUGGGAGUUUGAGGAGGACGAGCGCAUCUUGGAAAAUCUGGACUUUCCCGGCACGCUACUGUCGCACCUGGAGGUGCUGCUCUUUUCAUUCGGGCUCGCCCUGUUCACGGUCAGCUCAUGCGGAUGCGUUGGGGCACUGCGCGAGAACACCUUCCUGCUCAAUAUGUACUCCCACGCACUCACCCUCCUGAUUCUCAUCAACUUCGUGCUGGGUGUUCUGGUAUUUUUUGUUCCUGGCAGCAUCACGGUCGGGAUAAGGACCACACUAUCCGAAAGGCUGGUGGUUCAGUAUCGCGAUGCGCCAGACAUUGAGAACUUGGUCGACGCAGUACAGCGCUACCUGAACAGCUACUUCCACUGUAACCUGUCCAACCCGAGCCACGAGCGCUGCUCAGUGCCGCCAUCGUGCUGUCGCGUGGACUCCAGUUACACGGGCAUCUUCUGCGGACGCGAUGUGCUGAACCUGUCCGACCACGAGGCUUGGUUCCGCGUGCAUACGGGAAGUUGCCCGGACGCGGCUAAUCGCUUUCUAAAGGAGCACGUCAUGAUCAUAGGUGGCGUCUGCCUCAUCGCCGUCAUCGUGUUGGCCUUCAUCGAUAUGUUCACGAACGCCGUGAUCGAUGAGAUCGACAUCAUCCGCAAGUUAUACGACCAC